This is a messenger RNA of Myotis lucifugus (little brown bat), 670 nucleotides long. RefSeq names its product ribosomal protein S14 (gene RPS14). NCBI's taxonomy places the organism in Eukaryota, Metazoa, Chordata, Mammalia, Chiroptera, Vespertilionidae. The transcript has 5 exons. Gene Ontology annotation, cellular component: ribosome; cytosolic small ribosomal subunit. The record is from RefSeq and is a predicted model, not a curated record. Gene Ontology annotation, molecular function: small ribosomal subunit rRNA binding; mRNA 5'-UTR binding; structural constituent of ribosome. Gene Ontology annotation, biological process: ribosomal small subunit assembly; translation; maturation of SSU-rRNA from tricistronic rRNA transcript (SSU-rRNA, 5.8S rRNA, LSU-rRNA). Bases 164 to 619 code for a protein of 151 amino acids.
GCGGGCGCGUCUUAAUCUCCUUUGGAACGCUGAAGGCGGUGUCUUCCGGAAGGCCUCGCCCGGUGACCUCAGACGUACACUUCCGGGGACGCUAACGUGACCUGUAGUCCCGCCCCCUCCCAUCUCUCUUUCCGGUGGCGGAGUCUGGACGAGACACGCAGAAAUGGCACCUCGCAAGGGGAAGGAAAAGAAGGAAGAACAGGUCAUCAGCCUCGGGCCUCAGGUGGCUGAAGGAGAAAAUGUAUUUGGUGUCUGCCACAUCUUUGCAUCCUUCAAUGACACUUUCGUCCAUGUCACGGAUCUUUCUGGCAAGGAAACCAUCUGCCGUGUGACUGGUGGGAUGAAGGUGAAGGCUGACCGAGAUGAGUCCUCUCCGUAUGCUGCCAUGUUGGCUGCCCAGGAUGUGGCCCAGAGGUGCAAGGAGCUGGGCAUCACUGCUCUUCACAUCAAACUCCGGGCCACAGGAGGAAAUAGGACCAAGACCCCUGGACCAGGGGCCCAGUCAGCUCUAAGAGCCCUUGCCCGCUCGGGAAUGAAGAUCGGACGGAUUGAGGAUGUCACUCCCAUCCCCUCCGACAGCACCCGCAGAAAGGGGGGUCGCCGUGGUCGCCGUCUGUGAACAGGACUCCUCAAAUUAUUUUCUGUUAAUAAAUUGCCUUUGUGACCGCUA